This is a messenger RNA of Malurus melanocephalus (red-backed fairy wren), 1690 nucleotides long. RefSeq names its product neuraminidase 4 (gene NEU4). NCBI's taxonomy places the organism in Eukaryota, Metazoa, Chordata, Aves, Passeriformes, Maluridae. Bases 1 to 1488 code for a protein of 495 amino acids. The transcript has 4 exons. The record is from RefSeq and is a predicted model, not a curated record. Gene Ontology annotation, cellular component: membrane; cytoplasm; lysosome. Gene Ontology annotation, molecular function: exo-alpha-sialidase activity. Gene Ontology annotation, biological process: ganglioside catabolic process; oligosaccharide catabolic process.
AUGGGCUCCCGGCACUUCCCGGCGCGGACCGUGCUGUUCGAGAGGGAAUCCACCGGGGUCACGUACCGUGUGCCCGCCCUGCUCUACCUGCCCUGCGUGGCCAAGCUGCUGGCGUUUGCCGAGGAGCGCCUGAGCGCCGACGAUGCCCACGCCAACCUGCUGGUGCUGCGCCGCGGCUCCAUCUACGGCAGCUACGUGGAGUGGGAAGACAUGCGUGUGCUGGAGACGGCAACCCUGCAGCACCAUCGCUCCAUGAACCCCUGCCCGCUCUACGAUGAGUUCACGGACACCCUCUUCCUCUUCUUCAUCACGGUGCUGGGCAGGACGCCUGAAGCCUACCAGAUUGUCACUGGCCAAAAUGUCACCCGCCUGUGCUGUGUCACCAGCGCUGACCAGGGCCUGAGCUGGAGCGCAGCCACGGACCUGACACAGCAGGUCAUUGGUGCCACCAUCAAAGACUGGGCGACGUUCGCGCUGGGCCCCGGGCACGGGAUCCAGCUGCGCUCCGGCCGGCUGCUGGUGCCCGCCUACAGCUACCACAUCGACUGCAAGGAGUGCUUCGGGCAGCUCUGCAAGACCACCCCGCACUCCUUCGCCUUCUACAGCGACGACCACGGCCGCGGCUGGCGCUUCGGCGAGUUCAUCCCCAACCUGCAGACGGGCGAGUGCCAGCUGGUCUCGGUGGACGAGGAGGACGGCUCCAACGUCCUCUACUGCAACGCCCGCAGCYCCCUGGGCUUCAGGGUGCAGGCGCUCAGCACGGACGAUGGGGCGGUGUUCCACGGGGGGCAGCUGGUGCAGCGGCUGGUGGAGCCGCCCCACGGCUGCCACGGCAGCGUUAUCGGCUUCCCCGCUCCGCUCGUGUAUAUCCCCGCCGUGCCUUCCCGGGACCCCGCCGUGCCGCUCCGGGACCCCGCCGUGCCGCUGCUGCCCGGGCUGCUCCGGGGCUUUGGGCACCCGGCCGGAGAUACUGAGCCGCCCAUCAGCAGCCACCGCGAGCAAGAGGAGCCCCGUGAGGAUUGUCCYAGCCCAGAGCACCGCGAUGAUGCCCACAGUGCCGCCUCUGUCCGCGGGGACUCUGCAGCAACCCCCAGUCCGUUCUUCCAAGCGCCGACGUGGAUCCUCUACUCGCACCCCACCAGCUCCAUGUCGCGGGUCAACAUGGGCGUUCACCUGAGCACCUUCCCCAGGGACGCCGAGAGCUGGACAGAGCCCUGGGUCAUCUACGAGGGCCCGAGCGCUUACUCGGACCUGGCGUACAUGGAGCUGCCCUACAGGGACGCGCCGGUGGCCGGCGGCACGGCCAUCGCCUUCGCCUGCCUCUACGAGAACGGGCUGCGCUCGCCCUACGAGCAGAUCUCCUUCAGCAUGUUCACCCUGCACGAUGUGCUCCAGAACAUCCCCCUGACGGCCACUGUCCCCCGGCCGGGCCGCGGCCCCACUCGCCACCGCGCCAAGAGGCGGCCGAGGAGCUGCCUCAUCUCCUAGAGCCCCYCAGGGCAGCUCCAUCACCCCAGAGCCACCGUCCAGCACAGCCAUGUCACACAGAGCCGUGUCACUGUCCCCAMACUGGGGUUUAGCUCGGUUUUAUUGCUAUUUUUUUAAAUUAUAUUGGGUGGGGAGGUUUUUGCCCCCAGCCCAGCUCAGGCUCCUCCCCAUCUCUGGAAAGUGGAGGACAGCAGCAGCAGUG